Messenger RNA from Trypanosoma brucei brucei TREU927, 1812 nucleotides. RefSeq lists its product as hypothetical. The transcript has a single exon. The record is from RefSeq and is a predicted model, not a curated record. Gene Ontology annotation, cellular component: cytoplasm. NCBI's taxonomy places the organism in Eukaryota, Euglenozoa, Kinetoplastea, Trypanosomatida, Trypanosomatidae. Bases 1 to 1812 code for a protein of 603 amino acids.
AUGGAACACGAAAUUCAUAAGGGAAUGGAGGCUAUAGUUGAGCAAUCUGGUGAUAACCGGGCUUCUGGUGAAGUAAAUGCUGAAAGUAAUGUACAUAGCCCUGCUUCUGUAACCGCAAAAGAUGGGUGUGAAUUUGCCCGGCGCCGGAUAUCGACACGGGGAAUACGAGGAUCGGUGCGGAGUCCAUAUUAUUCUCCCACUCGCUCAUCCGCAAUGUCUCCCGUUGGUAAUGGAGAAAAAGGUGACCAAGAGAAGGAGGAGGGUGAGGGUGCUGCUGAGCCGGAUGUGGUACCUGAUAUUGAUGUCAUUCCUCGAUAUCGCAGUCAUCCAAACAGGUCUCAGGGAAGUUUUUCACAUCUCACCUACAAUGUACAUUCACCAGCACACUCGCGUAUGAGCAGCUAUGAGCGUAUAUCAUGGGACUCCCAGGCGUGGAAAGAUGUUUUUCCAGAAAAUGCCUUCUUGGGUGAUCAGUCAAAGGAUCUCCUCCGUCUGCCACACUCUUCCAUGGAUUUUUAUCACGGCUCUCCCACUCAGCAAUGCCGCAAGCACGUCCGCUCCCUCGCGACGUGGGGCAAAGUUGAAGGAGAUGGCUCUCCAGAGUUGUUGGCGACGCGUAAUAGCUCCCCCAUGCGGCCAGCUGGGUGUCAAUCACUCGUUAGUACUCUGGAUGCUCUACCGGAACCAAUCUACGAAACUGCUCCAUUGGGUCAUCAACAUUGUUUCAGUCUCUCGAGUCGUAAAGACGCCGCAUAUCUGAAAACUGAGGCUGGAGGCGAAGCCACAGCUGUCACCAACGAGGCGGGAGAGCAACCAUCGAAGGGGCCUGCAAUGACACAUGUAUUGGUGGCGUUUAAAAGCUUGUAUGGAGUGUACUACGUUCCUGAAGCACAGUGGGGAACAAUUGGAAUUGGAGAUCUCGUAUCAGUGGAAAGUCACUCUGGGGAGAACACCGGGAAGGUUAUUUGUGAUUUGACACAUAUCAUGAGUGAAGCAUCGCACAUGCCAGCUGAAAUGGCUCAGUGUCCGAGACAUGUUCUGUGGCCGGAAGACGCAUCGGCCCCUCUAGAAACGAUUAACCCCAAAACAAAUGAGGAGGUACUGCAGCGUCUCCCCCGCGUACUACGAAGGGGAAUGAAUAAAGGUAAAAAGAGACUGUACUACGCCCGUCGACGCGAGAAUGAGGCUCUUGACGUCGGCAAUAGGCUCGUUCGGGACCGGAACUUCAAUUUGGCUCUCACCAGUGUAGAGUAUCAAGUCGAUUUCAAACGGAUAACUGUGUUUUGCAAGGGCGAUAGGUCGCACGUUGAUCCUUCCGAGGUUCUCAUCUUCUCGCAGCAACUGGCCUCCAGUCUCCGCGGCUCAAUUGUUAGUGUGGUGUUCGCCAACGAAAUUCCUGAGAGGUUGGAUGUUACGGGAUCUAUAACUAAAGCCGCCUUCCAGGAUAUAUACACCGAUGCACUAGCUAAGAUAAAGGAAGCAGAGAGUGCACAACCGCAGCGACAGGCAUCAUCAUCACCUGUGAGACAAUCCACAACAGCAGCAGGGGGGCCUCAUAACAACAUGCGCGCGUCACACAUUUACCCCGAUCCGCAAUUAGCCGCAAUGAACCAUACGCCUCUCAUGCCAUUUUAUGGUGUACCGCCUCCCUUUUCUCCACCCGUUGCGCCGGGAGCGCCACCCCUAAUGAAUGCAGUAGGUAUGAAUGGAUUAUAUGGAAUGACUGGAGUCCCUCCCAUGAAUUGGGGAAUGCCCACACCACCUCCUUAUAUUCCUCCACAUUUACCUCAAAAUGUACCGGGAAGAAUGUAA